AUGGUGACGUUCGAUAUGUUUAGUAUAGUCAAAAAGAUGUGGGUGUUAGUGGCUUUAAUAACUGCGGCGGGAGCUACCAGUCCGAUAAGGGAAAAAAAAUGUCCAGUGUAUUCACCGCCAUAUAAAGCUGUUGAUUGCGGGCCCAAUGCCUACUGGGAGAGUUGUCCCCCGCAGUGUCCUCCGCAUCAGAAUUGCUCUCUACUUUGGUCUAAGUUUGCAUGUGUUUCUGACGAUGGUUACUGCUGCAAACCCGCAUGUCGAUGCAAAGAUGGAUUUUACAGAGAUGAAAAUUUCAAAUGCGUCACUUCACAGCAAUGUCAGGGACAACCCGAUGAGCCAACUACUAUUGCACCUUAUCCAGAAGUUACACCAAAACCAAUUCCCACCCCAUCCAAAAAAUGUAAAGGUCCUAAUGAAAAAUGGGUCAAGUGCAAAAGAAUAUGUCCACCACAGAGCUGUGAUAUAUCUUACACUACUUACAAGUGUCCAAGCAAACAAAAAUGCAUAGGUGGAUGUGAUUGUAUCAAGGAUUAUUUGAGGCUCAAGAAUGGGACUUGUGUGAAGAAUGAUGACUGUCCACCUCCAACGCCGAAAAAUGUUUGUAGAACCAAUGAAACCUAUGUAGAAUGUGCUGCGCGUUGUGGACCGUAUGAUACCUGUCCAGUAGAUGACAGUCGCGCUAUUGUACAGUGCUCUCAACCUUAUCCAUGCCCUCCUGGAUGUAUCUGUCAACAAGGGUACAAGAAGAGGAGUGCAGAUGACGACACUUGCAUUUUGGCCGAAGAAUGUCCUCCGGUAAACUGCACAAGACCCAAUGAAGUCUGGAAUUCCUGCCCUUCGGGUUGUCGCGCCGAGUAUUGCACAGAUAUUAGUCAGCAGUCUGCCUGCAACGAGCUUCUGAAAAACUGCCAACCAAAAUGUGUAUGCGCCGAACGUUACUACAGAAAUGAAAAUGAUAUCUGUGUCCCACCUACUGAUUGUGGUCAGGCAAACUGUGGAGAGAACAAGACCAUAGUUUUCUGUACAUUUAAGUGUCCUAAUAAAUUCUGCCCAGAAAACGAUGACCUCGUCAAAUAUGCCUGUAAACCUCCUCGCGACUGUCCCCCAGGAUGUGGAUGCAAAGAUGGUUAUCGUUUUAAGAGCUCUCAAGAUAAUAGUUGUGUCUUGACUCAGGAUUGUCCUCCAGUAACCUGCACUAGACCAAACGAAGAAUGGAACUCCUGUCCACCUCCUUGUUACUCAGAUGCUUGCGCAGAUCGCAACAAAACACAAUCUGAAUGUUACGAACCUAAAGGAUGUAGCGAUCCAAGAUGCGUUUGCAAACAGGGUUACUACAGAAAUGCGAAUCAGGUUUGCGUACCUGCUUGUGACUGUGGCUAGGACAUUUGUUCUUGUGACCGUUGUUCGUACUAACAUUAUUUGUUAAGCCAUGGUUGUAACUAACCACUAUGAUAAAUAAAUAAAUGUUCGGACUCAUUU
Messenger RNA from Hyposmocoma kahamanoa, 1479 nucleotides. Its product is annotated as zonadhesin-like. The transcript is spliced from 8 exons. NCBI's taxonomy places the organism in Eukaryota, Metazoa, Arthropoda, Insecta, Lepidoptera, Cosmopterigidae. The coding region runs from base 1 to 1380 and encodes 459 amino acids. The record is from RefSeq and is a predicted model, not a curated record.